This is a messenger RNA of Schistocerca americana (American grasshopper), 435 nucleotides long. RefSeq names its product ankyrin repeat and protein kinase domain-containing protein 1-like. The transcript has a single exon. Bases 1 to 435 code for a protein of 144 amino acids. Gene Ontology annotation, cellular component: nucleus; cytoplasm. Gene Ontology annotation, molecular function: protein binding. The record is from RefSeq and is a predicted model, not a curated record. NCBI's taxonomy places the organism in Eukaryota, Metazoa, Arthropoda, Insecta, Orthoptera, Acrididae.
AUGAGGCUGGUCCAUGCGGCUGGGAAGAGGGCAAUGGGGCAGCUGAGGGCGCUGCUCGCCGCAGGGGCUGACGUGGGGGCGAGGGCCGGGCUGGAGGGGCGGACCGCCCUGCACUGGGCAGCGCGCAAGGGAGACGUCGAGGCGGUGAGGCUGCUGCUGGAGGCAGGGGCGGCGGUGGACGCCAGGGAGAUCAAGGGCAAGCAGAGGACGCCUCUGCACCUGGCUGCAGAGCAGGGAGGCGCCGCUGUCGUGCGGCUGCUGCUGCGGGCGACCGCCGACCCCAACGCCAGAGAUUGCAGAGGGCAGGCAGAAGUGGCAGCUGCGUUGCUCGACGCGGGGGCCAACAGGGGGGCCACAACUGGUGAUGAUGGGGAGACAGCGCUGGACAUCGCCAGGGAGUCGGGCUACAGGCGGGUGGUGGAGAUGCUGUCAUGA